AUGCUAGCACUGGACACUGGCUUGUUCCCAGUGAGUACCCCAGCCGGUUCCCCAGCCGGUGUCCCAGCGGCUGCAGGCUGCAGACUGCAGGUUGCAGCCACCGGGUACGUGAACCAAGAUUAUGUGGUCGGUGCAGACAUCAACAUAAUCUUUAGAGCCCCGUGUUCCCACAGAGUCCCUCGUCGUCCUGUCUUGAGUGACGUCAACCAUGGUAUUGUUGUGCCCAAGUAUGGUGCUUGUGCACAACAAGAGAACCGUCGCCUAGCCAGACGUUCCGCUUUUGCUUAUCACAAGGUUUUGAUCCUUGAAUGUUCCCCUGAUGACUCUGGUGUCUCUGUUGGAUCUGAUGAGACCCUCAACGAACCCACCGUUUGGAAACCCAUUGAUAUUGUUGCUGAACAAGCUUACUGUAGCUCUGCUCCCAUUGAUAAUGAUGAUGACAACUCCUCUGAGUGGUCUUUUGAGACUGGAGACGAGGCUGCCUUUACCACCGGCCAAUUUGGAACUACCUGGUCCGAGGAAGACACCGAGGCUACCUGGUCUGCUCCUGCUGCCUCUUGGGCUCUGUCUGAUUGUCCUAUUGAAAUUGAUGAGAAUGAAUCCACUCCCGAGUCCCAUGGCGAAGUUACAUUGGUUGAGUCGCCUUUGGAGACCUCUCGAAGCGAUUUGGCUGAAUCUGAGGAAAUCACUCCUUCCAAGGUGGCUGAGGUUCCAUGCGCUAUUGCAGACAUCCCUACCAGCAAUUCCUCUAUUGACAGCCUUGUUGCUGAGAUUAUUGCUGUUGCAACCUUGUACAAGGGUUUGCCACAACUGGUUGUUUCUGGUGGCCUUCAAGCUGACUCAGAGUUCGAGCUUCCCAAGACAGCUCCAUUGGCGCUAUCUAAGCCCAUUGCUCAAACACCCUCUGACGAUUUGGUCAUUCAGGUUGAGGAAGUCGACAAGUCUAAAACAACGUUGUUGUUGACAAGAGCCAAGGCAAAGCUGACUUCUUUUACUGGUCACGCUUCCCCUAUUUUGAAAUCCACUCUCAUGUUUAAUGGAGUUCAAACUGCCGUCUAUGCUACUCCCCUUAGUAGCCAUGAGACCCUCACUAUGGAGAACAAGAAAUACAGACUUGAUGGUGGUGCCAUUAUUAAGGCCUAUUCGCCUAUUGUUUAUCAGAGCAUCCGCACCCUUUGUGGAAUUGACUGUCAUGAGUUUUUGAACUCGUUUGUUUUGCAGUCUGACUUGACCAAGACUAAAUCUCCUGGCAAAUCUGGAUCCGAUUUCUUGUUUACACCUGAUGGCAAGUACAUUAUUAAGACCAUCAAACGCAAAGAGCACAACGUCAUUGCUAAUUCGGAAUUUUUGGCCGAUUAUUACAAUCAUGUCAAGGCCCAGUCCAGUACUCAGCUCCCUUUCUAUCUUGGAAACUACACCCUUGUUGCUGGUGGAAAGAAGACUCACUUCGUCAUUAUGAAGAAUUUGCUUCAGAAGGAAACUCAAUUGAUUUACGACCUCAAGGGAUCGACCCAUGACCGACGUGCUGGACCUAGAAAAGACAAUCGUGGUCGUGUAGUGUUCAAGGAUCUUGACUGGACUGACAAACACGAGGCUAUCUUCAUGAGUCAAGAGGACAGAGACAAGUUAAUGGUUCAAGUCUCGAAGGAUGUCGAUUUCUUGAAGCAACACAAUAUCAUGGAUUAUUCAUUAUUGGUAGGACUUCAGAGUGACACUCGUACUUGUCAACAACAACCUGUCAUUGGUAUGAUUGAUACCCUUUGCCCCUUUAGUUGGCGCAAGAGAGCGGAGACCAUUUCCAAAUCACUAAUCUUUGGAAGCUCCGCUAUUGACGUUGUUCACCCUUCGAAGUAUGGAGCGAGAUUCCUCAAUUUCGUUCAAUCUGCCGUGGUCCCUAGACCUGGCAGAUCAGUGUCUACUCGUUGUUAA
This is a messenger RNA of Sugiyamaella lignohabitans, 1929 nucleotides long. RefSeq names its product 1-phosphatidylinositol-4-phosphate 5-kinase (gene MSS4). Gene Ontology annotation, molecular function: phosphatidylinositol kinase activity. Lineage: Eukaryota; Fungi; Ascomycota; Dipodascomycetes; Dipodascales; Trichomonascaceae. The record is from RefSeq and is a predicted model, not a curated record. The coding region runs from base 1 to 1929 and encodes 642 amino acids. Gene Ontology annotation, biological process: phosphatidylinositol metabolic process. The transcript has 2 exons.